AAAAGUUUAGAUCUGUCUAACCUUUCCCAUUUUCAUUUAUUUAAUAACCAUCAAAAAUGGCUAACUAAACUUAAUAACAAAACAAUAAUUCAAACUAAUAAAUCUUGAAUGGUCUUGAUGAUCAAUUACCCAUAUUGUCCUUCUUAAAAAGACCUAAAAAUAAAAAUCUUAAACAGUCACUCAAUAGUAAAUAAUAUGAUUAAUAAGUAAUCAUUCAUCAUAAUUUAGAAUUGUGAAUACUAAAUAGAAGUAAUUAACCACAAAAUUAUUGAUAAACAAUUCACAAUCUAUUAAAUUAAAGUGACAUAUGGAUCAUUAUAUUGGAUUUUUUAAACCCGAUAUAGUCUUCUAGAAGGACUUCAUUCAAAGUUGAAUAAAGAGGUGAUAAAACAACUUGCCAAAUUUCCUGAAAAACGACUCUUUGGUAACAUGGAUCACAACUUUGUUCAAAAAAGAAAAAAUGAAAUUCAUUAAUACCUAAAAGUACGCACUAUUUUUAUUCUAGAGCUUAAUCUAAUAUGGAAAGAAUGAAAAGCCUGUUAAGGAUUUCAUAAAGUAAUCUUAAAAAGCCGCGAUCGAAAUCAACGAUCCCUGUGAAUUGAAACAUUUUAAAUUAGACUUAUGAAUUAACAGAAUAUCCAUAUAUU
This is a messenger RNA of Paramecium sonneborni, 647 nucleotides long. The record is from the annotation of a GenBank genome assembly. Lineage: Eukaryota; Ciliophora; Oligohymenophorea; Peniculida; Parameciidae.